ACUGCGCUUGCGCGGAGCCUGCGGCGCCCCAGGACGGGAAGUAGGCGUGGCCGGCCCAGAGCAGCUCGUGGGGAGCACUGCGGCAGCCUGGCAGAGUGAAGACUGACUGGAGACCAUCUCACCCCAACAUAACUGCAAGUCCCCGGGAUGCCCUGGGCAUGGCCUCUGGAGCCCUACACAACAGCAGCCAGAUGGCCUGUGACAGUGAGAUCCCAGGCUUCCUGGACACCCUCCUCCAAGACUUCCCAGCCCCACUGAGCCCAGAGAGCCCUUUGCCAUGGAAGGUCCCAGGGACAGUACUGAGCCAGGAAGAGGUGGAGGCUGAGCUGGCUGAGCUGGCAAUGGGCUUCCUGGGCAGCAGGAAUGCUCCCCCACCAUUGGCUGCAGCGGUGACCCACAAGGCGAUUUCCCAGCUGCUACAAACAGACCUUUCUGAAUUCAAGAAGUUGCCUGAACAAGAGGAGGAGGAGGAAGAGGAAGAGGAGGAAGAGAAAGCCCCUGUGACCUUGUUUGAUGCCAAAGGCCUGGCACGGAGCUUCUUUAACUGCCUUUGGGAAGUAUGUAGCCAGUGGCAGAAGCAGGUGUCCUUGACUGCCCAGGCCCCUCAGCGGCAGUGGCUGGUUUCUAUCCAUGCCAUCCGGAACACACGGCGCAAGAUGGAGGAUCGACAUGUGUCCCUUCCUACUUUCAACCACCUCUUCGGCUUGUCUGACUCUGUGGACCGCGCCUACUUUGCUGUGUUUGAUGGUCAUGGAGGAGUGGAUGCUGCAAGGUAUGCCUCGGUCCACGUGCACGCCAAUGCUUCCCACCAGCCAGAGCUGCGCACAGACCCGGCAGCGGCCCUCAAAGAAGCCUUCCGGCGCACUGAUGAGAUGUUUCUCUGGAAAGCCAAGCGAGAGCGACUGCAGAGCGGCACCACAGGUGUGUGUGCACUCAUCACAGGAGCAACCCUGCACGUUGCCUGGCUCGGAGACUCCCAGGUCAUUCUGGUACAGCAGGGCCAGGUAGUGAAGCUGAUGGAGCCACACAAACCCGAGCGACAGGAUGAGAAAGAACGUAUUGAAGCACUGGGUGGCUUUGUUUCUCUCAUGGACUGCUGGAGAGUCAACGGGACCCUGGCAGUGUCUAGAGCCAUUGGGGACGUCUUCCAGAAGCCCUAUGUGUCUGGUGAGGCAGAUGCAGCAUCCCGAGAGCUAACAGGCUCAGAAGACUACCUGUUGCUUGCCUGUGAUGGCUUCUUCGAUGUUGUCCCCCACCAAGAAGUCUCGGGUCUUGUCCACAGCCACCUGAUCAGGCAGAAGGGCAUCGGGUUGCAUGUUGCUGAGGAGCUAGUGGCUGUGGCCCGUGACCGGGGCUCCCAUGACAACAUUACAGUCAUGGUAGUCUUCCUUAGGGACCCCCGAGAGCUGCUGGAGGGUGGAGCCCAGGGAACAGGGGGUGCCCAAGCAGAUGUAGGAAGCCAGGACUUGCCCACUGGCAUCUCAGAACUUGAGACCAAUACCUCACCAAGAAGCUGAGUGGUCCAGGCCCCCAGCCCCACCCUAACUCCUCCUGCCCUUGUGAUUCCCCCCCUUCAAAGACCUUAGAUCCAGCAGGUAUAGUGGGCAGGGGUGCAUACCCUCACAGCAUCCCCUUAGUACCCCAGCCCUUCAUGAUGCCUGCCACAGUCUGUCCGCAGAACUGCAGUAGGCAGCAAGUGGAUCUCAGAAGGAAGCAUAGGAAAAUGAUCUCACUGAAGAGAAGAUGGCUGAGGUGGUCCCAGCAGUACGGGGCUGAGGACAGAAACCACAGGCACCUGUUGGCAUCCUAACCAAAAACACAGGUCAGGUCUUAGACCUUCACACAGACCUUUUAGGCCCAUCCUGGGGUAAGGUCUGCAGCCAGGUGUCUGGCCUGGGCUUGUGGCUUCUCACUGUACCACUGACCCACUGCCACUCUUAGCUGAGUUCAAAGGGUCUUGUAGACCUCUUUCCCUUGAGCAUCCUAGGGAGGUGAAGUCAGACGUGUGUGAGUGUGUGUGUGUGUGUGUGUGUGUGUGUGUGUGUGUGUAUACACUUAGAGUUAUUGCAAGGAAAGGUCUAAUCCAGAAUCAGUAUUCAGGUUUUAUCGUGUUUUAUCAGUGCCAAGCUGACCCACAAGGUCAUGUAAUUUAAGCUAAGCUUAGCAUUUAUUUUAUUCCUGAAAACUUAAGUAUUUUACUUUUUUAUGUAUUCAUGAAGACAUUUGCAGUAUUACUGGGGUUUUUUGUUUUGUUUUUUGUUUUGUUUUGUUUUAUUUUCCUAAAUCAGGAUGGAAACAAACUUUUCAGGUUGUGUUAACAAGCCACUUAAGUGCCUUAAUCAGCUUUGGCGUAGAUGAGAGCUGCUGGGGCCCAGCAUGGAUCCUGGUGGGUGUGUUCAGGUUCUCAAGAAGGCAGCACUUGCUGUGGGAAGGUCCUUUUGUGCUUCUGGGAACCUCAGAACUUCCUUGAAGUGAUCAUCAGAGGCUGUGACUGUGGGCAUCUUGGGUGACAGUGGCCUCCUUGCCCACCAUUGAGGUCUGGCUGGAUCCCACCUAGGAAGAUCUCACUGCCCUUGGACUAGAAGUUUCAGAAUCUUAGUAUAUUUGUCAUUACAUUGAGUCAUUGAGGACAGUGCAUAGUUAAGGGACUUUGGCCAGCCCAGAAGUACACCUCCUUGGGCGCUAGCAGUCUGCCGCCACGGUCACCACCUGUCUCCUGUGGCUGGUGUCCUUCCCUUCUGGACUCUGUCCUCUCAACCUGAGCAACAUGAAAGAGUGCCACAUCCCUAGAGCAGUGGGUGGGAGGUGCAGCAGUGAUGCCUGGCUGCUUGGAGAGCUGUGAUGUAUAAAAUCAGACAAGGAAGCCAGGCCUAGGGAAGGACACCCAGAGCAGGACUAGGGAGGUUGUGAGCCAAGGCUGCAACAUGCAGACACCAGCAGGUC
Peromyscus eremicus (cactus mouse) is the source of this 2943-nucleotide messenger RNA. RefSeq names its product protein phosphatase, Mg2+/Mn2+ dependent 1F (gene Ppm1f). The transcript is spliced from 8 exons. Gene Ontology annotation, molecular function: protein serine/threonine phosphatase activity; cation binding. Lineage: Eukaryota; Metazoa; Chordata; Mammalia; Rodentia; Cricetidae. Gene Ontology annotation, cellular component: cytosol. The record is from RefSeq and is a predicted model, not a curated record. Gene Ontology annotation, biological process: protein dephosphorylation; negative regulation of protein kinase activity. The coding region runs from base 159 to 1517 and encodes 452 amino acids.